AUGGCGGAGGCCGGCAAUGACGACGGCCGCUGCGUGCGGUUGAGUGCCGAGCGGGCCCGUGCGCUGCUGGCCGACGUGGACACGCUCCUGUUCGACUGUGACGGCGUGCUGUGGCGCGGCGAGGCGGCGGUGCCCGGUGCGCCCGAGGCCCUGUCUGCGUUACGAGCCCGUGGCAAGCGACUCGGCUUCAUCACCAACAACAGCAGCAAAACUCGCGCCGCCUACGCCGACAAGCUGCGGCGCCUAGGUUUCGGAGGCCCGGCAGGGUCCGGCGCGGGUCUCGAGGUUUUUGGCACGGCCUACUGUACCGCGCUUUACCUGCGCCAGCGCCUGGUCGGCGCACCAACGCCCAAGGCCUUCGUGCUCGGCAGCCCGGCGCUUGCGGCUGAGUUGGAGGCUGUGGGUAUCGCCAGCGUGGGUGUGGGACCCGAGCCGCUGCAGGGCGACGGUCCUGGCGACUGGUUGACCUCGCCUCUGGAGCCGGACGUACGUGCCGUGGUGGUGGGCUUCGACCCCCACUUUAGCUAUGCGAAGCUCACCCGGGCCUUGCGCCACCUGCAGCAGCCCGGCUGUCUGCUGGUGGGCACCAAUUUGGACAACCGGCUGCCCUUGGAGAAUGGCCGCUUCAUCGCGGGUACCGGCUGCCUGGUCCGCGCCGUAGAGAUGGCCGCCCAGCGCCAGGCAGACAUCAUAGGGAAACCCAGCCGCUUUAUCUUCGACUGUGUGUCUCAAGAAUACGGCAUCAACCCAGAGCGCACCGUCAUGGUGGGGGACCGGCUGGACACAGACAUCCUCCUGGGCGUCACCUGCGGCCUGAAGACUAUCCUGACCCUCACUGGCGUCUCCACGCUAGAUGAUGUGAAAAGGAACCAGGAAAGUGACUGCGUGUUGACGAAGCAAAUGGUUCCCGACUUCUAUGUUAACAGCAUAGCUGAUCUUUUACCUGCCCUUCAAGGUUAA
Molecule: messenger RNA, 960 nt
Organism: Chrysochloris asiatica (Cape golden mole)
Lineage: Eukaryota; Metazoa; Chordata; Mammalia; Afrosoricida; Chrysochloridae
Gene: PGP
Product: phosphoglycolate phosphatase
Exons: 2
Coding region: 1-960 (319 amino acids)
Cellular component (GO): cytoplasm
Molecular function (GO): sn-glycerol 3-phosphatase activity
Source: RefSeq, a predicted model, not a curated record